Molecule: messenger RNA, 6626 nt
Organism: Alosa sapidissima (American shad)
Lineage: Eukaryota; Metazoa; Chordata; Actinopteri; Clupeiformes; Clupeidae
Exons: 10
Coding region: 691-4212 (1173 amino acids)
Biological process (GO): regulation of transcription by RNA polymerase II
Cellular component (GO): nucleus
Molecular function (GO): transcription cis-regulatory region binding
Source: RefSeq, a predicted model, not a curated record
UUGCUGUCGUAUUGUAUUAGAUGCCCGACUCGAAAGAGGUAUUAAAUACAUCAGGAGACGAAGAUAAACAACAUAUUAAAUGUAUUUUUUCCUAUUGCGUUAAUGACAAGGCGAUAAUAUUCUCCAUCGUAUAGCAGAAGACCUCGCGAUCAAUUCCAGAGGGCCCGUUUCAUUUCCUACAUAGUAGUGAGCCACGUGACGAAAGGCAGCCGAAUGAAAGUUUAUCCGAUAUGUUGCCACUUAAUAUUAUUCAGUAUCCUGUAAGCAAGAUCAACGGAAUCAAGAUAUUUCUGGAGAAAAUGUUGUGAGCAUUAUUUGCGCACGUUGUAACCUAGCUGUGUUGUUAUAUGCAUUAGGACUAUAGCCUAAUAAAGCUACUUUGGAUUGAUUCAAUGGCAUGCUUUAAAAUAAUGAGGAAGUUAAACGGCUUAACCGUGAAUUGCUAUCAACCCAAUCUUCCACCAAGGGCAUGCGAUAUUAAUGCGUCGGCCUAGCUUAUUAUUUUAAUCAUUCAAUGUUGGCAUGCAGGAGUGAGCUGUACUUUUGCAAACUGACUUUGGCCACACCUAAAUCCUGUCCUAUUUUUCACAAAAAACGAAGGCUUUUCUCUUGGAGCAUUUGUUUGUGUGCCGGUGAGUACCCGGCUGUGAAACAUGAUAGGUCUAGGAGGUACCAACAGGGAAUAGGGGAAUGUAUAAGGCAGCAAUGGAGCAGAAUGGGCUACAGUGGGAAGGAGCGCCCAGCUGCUCGCGAGGCUCCUUCGCCUUCUACAAGUCGGUGAGCUCUCGCCUGGAGACGGGCUCCCUCGGCCCGGUCUGGAAGCUGGGGGGCUUCUACUUUGUUCGCUGUGGCCCCCACGAACCCGUGUGCAUAGCUGAGGUCACCCUGCUGUGGGAAGACCAAGCACAGCGCCACCUGCUGGCCAGCUCCAGACUGUACUUCCUACCGGAGGACACCCCCAAGGGCAGGACCAGGGACCAUGGAGAGGAUGAAGUACUGGCCGUGUCCAAGAGGAUCGUGCUGCGGGUGGAGGACUUGGCAAAGUGGGCCUGCGCUGAGCCACCGGUCUGGAGAGGAGGCCACGUGCAAGGCCACCUCGUGGGGAAAACCACUUCCUCCCUAACAGGCUCCCAACAGCCAAAGGAGGAGCCACAAGGUGGGGGUGAGGGGUCGUGUGUGCGUGUGCUGAGCUAUCCCCAGUAUUGCCGUUACCGCUCGCUGCAGAAGCGCGUGCAGGAGCUGGGGGGCUGGCCACGGCUGCGGGACCCCCACAUCAAGACCCUGGAGGGGAUCCGCAUGGUGCAGCACAACACGCGCGUUCUCUACUGCAGAGACACCUUCAACCACCCCACGCUUGACUCCAACGCCUGCAUCCUCACACAGCUCGGGUUCUCCUCUAUCCGUUUGAAAGGAAGGCCUCGUAAGCGUCGAGGCCGAUAUCCCAAAGUGCCCGAGCAGCCUACCGGCCAGCAGUCCGAGUCGUGGAUGGAGCGGAUGAAUGAGAACGUGCUGGGCAGUGCAGAGCUCCAGUGGGCAGGCGGUUGGCUGCAUCACCCCGAGGAACAGCUGUUUCUAGAUCAGCUCUUCAGCUUCAUGGAGCGCCAGGGAUCACCCAUCAGCAAGGUGCCCAACCUGGGCUUCAAGAAGAUUGACCUCUUCCUCAUGUAUUCCGUUGUCAAGAGGCUGGGAGGCUAUGAAAACGUGACGACGCAGCGCAUGUGGAAGGCGGUGUAUAAUGAGCUGGGUGGGAGUCCUGGGAGCACCAGCGCCGCCACCUGCACCCGGAGACACUACGAGAGGCUCAUGCUGCCCUAUGAGCAGUUCAUGAACAGCGGCUCCAAGCCUCCGAAGACCCAGGAGCCUGUGGUUCCCAUCAAACCCAUGAGGGGGCGCCCUCCCCUCCACCUCAAAAGGCAGAAGACAAAUGGAGUCUCUCCUCCACAGCAGGCGGUGACUGCCGACGGUGUGGUGGUGGUACGCCGGGGACGAGGGCGCCCACCAGGCCGACGGAAAGUCUUGGCAGCCAGGGCAAACCAGGGCCGGCACCCCCUCCUGGCCAAACCUCCACCCAGCCAGGGGUCGCUGUCUCCCCCUCCUCCUCAGGGUCCCCCUGCUCCAGCUCCACCUGCUGUUCCCCAGAAGCAGAACCACAGCACCCCCCUCCACUCUCAGGUCCACACCCCCGUGUCCUGCCCCCCCACCUACACCUCUACCCCCACCUCUAACCCCACCCUCCUGCCCUCCACCCCUCUUCCUGCCCCUCCGGUCAAGCCAGAGGAGUUGAAGCUGGAGCCUCAGGAUCUGGCUACCCCUAUACCCAGGUUCAGUGGUCUCUCCCAAGCAUUGCCUAGAGAGCCAGUCACCCCAGUGUCCCAGACGGGUGGUUUGACCCAGGGCACCGGUGGUUUGGUCAGCAAUGCCUCUCUGGCCGUCUUUAGCCCAACCAAGGGCCUGUGCCCUCUGGACCUGUUCAGAACCCGCCUGGGCCUGGGCACCCCUCUCAGCUCCACCCCCGUGCCCAGCAUGCAUCUCCAGUCCCUGGUGCGCCCACAGGCCAGGCUGUCUGCCCAGGCUAGCCCAGUGACCUCCACCCCGGCUGGGCCACGCAAGGACCCCCACCCCCCUCCUCAGAACCAGUACUCUGGGUGUGUGGAGCCAGAGAACCAGGGGCCUCUGAGCAGCGGGGCCACUCCGGGUGGAGUCUGCGGUGGUGGUGGGGCGGUGCAGUCUCCGCUGCUUCCUCUCCGGAUCCUUCCGUUGGAGCUGGACUGCAGCGUGCAGGUGCGGCAGCUGAUGCGUGGUAGCCUCGGGUCCGAGUGCGUGCAGAACUUCACCAAGAGGCUGACCGCGGCGCUCGCGCAGGACCUGGAGUCACCACGGGCAACGGCUGCACCACCCUCGUCCUCCUCACUGCCCUCCUCUUCCCCCACCCUCUCUCCUCUUCCUUCUCCCACCACUGUCGCCAUGGUGACGCAGGCAGAGCCGCUCAAUCUCAGCAGGCGGGGCGGGGUCAAGAGGUCUGCCGGGGACGACACGGAUCUGUCACUGCAGCACGACGGCGAAGACGACGGCCCGUCGUGGACUCCUGUUGCCAAGCAGCCGCGGCUGGACGCAGACGGACUCCCGCUGAAGCCCAAUGGUGGCGUGUUCCGCUUUCCGCUGUUCCAGGACCAGCCGGCCGACCUCAGCCUGCCCUGCCGCGUCCGAGCGAUUCUCAGGGAGAGCCGCCGCCUGGCCGCCAAGGGUCCGGACGCCGCCGAAACCAAGGACAUGCUCCCAAGACCAGCAACCACCUCCAACAGCACCCCCUGCAGGUCUGGAGUCAGCCCCGUGGUGGAGGAGCAAAAUUCGGCAGCAGGGCUGGGGGGUCCCCUACCUGGAGUCAACAGCGACCUCUGCAGGCCUGGAGUCAACAGCGACCUCUGCAGGCCUGGAGUCAACAGCGACCUCUGCAGGCCUGGAGUCAACAGCGACCUCUGCAGGCCUGGAGUCAACAGCGACCUCUGCAGGCCUGGAGUCAACAGCGACCUCUGCAGGCCUGGAGUCAACAGCGACCUCUGCAGGCCUGGAGUCAACAGCGCCCCCUGCAGGUCUGGAGUCAGCCCUGUGGUGGAGGAGCAGAAUUCGGCAGCAGGGCUGGGGAGUCCCCUACCUGGAGUCAACAGCACCCCCUGCAGGCCUGGAGUCUGCCCCACGGUGGAGGAGCGGAGUACUGCACCAGAGCUGGACGGUGCCCUGGGUGCGGCAGAAAGCAGGGGUGCGGAGGGAACACUGGACGGAGGGCUCGGUGGCAAGAGCCUUCUGGAGGUAGCCAGCGAACAGCUGAAACAUGGCAAAGGUGACCACACACAGCUGGCCAAUAGGGUACAAGAUACUCAGGGUGUCUAUGCAGUGCUGCCCAAUGGGAAGCUAGAUGCGCUUAGUGACCACAGCGUGCUGGCCAAUGUGGAUUCAGAUGCUGAGGGCAGCCACAGAAAGCUUGCCAAUGGGGAGCAAGAUGCUCAGGCUAAUGGAAGAACACUGGCUAAGUGUGAGAAAGACAUUAAAGAUGAACACAUGGCACUGGCCAAUGGGGUGCCAGACGGUGACAGCGAUGACCGAGCCCUGGCCAAUGGGGAGGGAGAUGCGGUGGGAUCCUUCAUUUCACUCAUUCUGCCAGACUCCCCUCCCCACAGCCACUGUAACUCUGUCGCCAGUACUCUCCUGAGUUAAACAAACAAAUAAACAAUUAAACAACCAAUUAAGACCUGCAUCAAUCACUCCUGCACUCCCUUCUCCAGCCCAUCACUCAGAUGCUGUACGUGAGCAAACACAUCAUCCAUCAUGUCAUGUGCUGUCUUUGGUGAUCACUCUUUCUGAGGUCCUCGCCUCCAUGUGUCACAUGUGAAGGUGUUGCUUUCCUCCCCGCAGUACCUGUGGGAAAACUCUGAGGACUUCAGGAUGAGAUGGUGGGCAGAGUGUGGACCCAGAGUGGACCCAUCACUGCACAGGGAUUUAACUGUCCUUUCAGCAUUACUCCGUUUGUCUGACAAGGGAUCAUGUGACUCCAAGAACACUAAAACGUUCCAGAAGCUUCACACGAAAGCAUUAUUCAUUCUUUAUUCUUUGAACAGAACCAGGUUUGGAACAGUAUUUGUGUUGUCAUUGGCCAGCGCACGUGUGUGUGCUGGUGUGUGUGUGUGUGUGCGUGUACGUUUGCCAUCUAUUCCUACUGAACUGUCUCAUUCAGCAUGUGGGAAGGUAAACGUCAGCUCUACUGGUGCUGAGAUAGGACUCUACAAUUGCCUUUGUGCCUGAACACCUGUGUGUGCGCAUGUUUGUAUGUGUCUGUGUGCGCAUGUUUGUAUGUGUGUGUGUGUGUGCGCAUGUUUGUAUGUGUGUGUGUGUGUGUGUGUGUGUGUGUGUGUGUGUGUGUGUGUGUGUGUGUGUCCAGACGAAAGACUUGUGCCAUUUUGCCAUUUUGCUCCACAUGUGUUUUCUUUUCCCUUGUUCUUUUUUAUUUAUCUGAAUCAGCGUUAUUUCAGUCCCUUCCAGGUUGGAGUGGUCUGCCCAACUACUGUAGUGCCUUUUGUUGUUGUUAUUGAUAUUGUUGUUGUUGUCUAACCUUUGUAUUCACGGGAUCACUCUUUCUUUCUUUCUUUCUUUCUUUCUUUCUUUCUUUCUUUCUUUCUUUCUUUCUUUCUUUCUUUCUUUCUGGGCCUGUUGAACUGUUCUGGUGUUUUUGUUUCUUUCACCUCGUUGUUUUAGUAUACUGAUCUAUUUAUUUUACUCCUCAGAUGUAACUUGUGUUGUCAGUCAGGUAAUGUGGGGUAUUUCCGUUAUAAACUCCUCUAUGACGAGCAUCAGUGGUUCGGCGUGAUCUCUUUUCGAAGCCCUUGUUUGGCUUGUGGGAAGCUGUACAAAUGAUUUCCAGAUGGCAUCAGCCUGACUCAGUAGUACUGGAGAAAAGUCUGUUAGGCUUCCAGAGAUGCCGUCUUUCUCUGCUACUUUUUACCUUUUCAUUUUACCCUAUUAAUUACUAAACAUUAUUAUACUGAUCCAACCUUUUAUUGGAGAUAUGUUUGUGCAGACAUUCAGAGUUUCAAACGUAGAACUCAAGAGUUUAGUUUACAGGCUGUUUUGCAUGUUCAAACCAUAGUCAUUUUUUUUAUCUGACUUUUAUCUUUUUCUGGUACACUGCACUCCUUCUUGACCUUGUAUUUAAGUUGAAACUGUUAUUAUUAUUAUUAUUAUUAUUAUUUGUAACAUGUUUUGAUUGUCAUAUCAAAUUGUUUUAGGAAACAGGAGAGAUUAGUAUGUCUCCCAUCUUCCCUGGUGUCUUGACAGCCAUUUUAUCUUGAGUGGGCCCUGUUUAAUGUCGUUCCCCAGGCAACCUGGUUUAAAGGGUCACUAACUACUGCUGUUUUAUUAGAUCAUAACCACCAUCACCCAGUUGUGAGCUGGAGCGAUGGGGAAGGAGUCCUUUUUGAAACCAAGAGAAGCUCUUCAGCCGAGAGAGACUCCUUAUGAUCUCCGCUUUUGCUUUUAGUUUGUAAUUCAGAGUGAUACUCCACCCUUCCCAGCCGUCAAAACCAAAAGCUGACCGCAGUUCAGUCAUGCGGCUUGAUUCCACAUCUGGUGGCCUUCAUCGGCUCUGACGCAGCAGUCCUCGGGGGUUUGGGUCGAUGGGUAGUUCACUAAUAACUUUCCCCUAGUGUUACUGUCACUACUUUCAUAUAUUUCUCAUACCGUUUAAAGAGAGGGUACCAGCAUGGUGAUUUCUUUUUAGAUCUUAAGGCGUUUUGUUAGACAUGGCAUUAAUUUGUUGCUUUAAAUCCAGUCUGUGUGUGUGUUUGGAGGGAGGGGGUGUAUGUUUAUAUUUAUGUGUAUGGGGAGCAUCAGACUAGCGCCAAACUGUCACAUGGUUUCCUUACUUGAACGAGUGCCACAAUGUUUUGAAAUCCUGUUAAACCUGUGAAGCAGUACGCGUGUUUGUUGAACAAACUUGUCAACCAUUCCUUUGUCUCUUCAGCAGUCUCUUACGGGGUCGAAUGCCUGUCGAUUAAAUAUGUCGGGGUGUAUGUGACUUAUUUCAACUAUGUGUGUGUUAACACUGAGUAUUUAUAAUAAAGUUCAGACAUAUUUGC